AUGGUGGCAAUGGCAACGUCGUCGUGGUUGCUGCUUAUCGGCCUCGCCGCCGCCGCCGGGGUCCUUCAAGCUCGUGCACAGCCAGACAGCAUCGGUUUCAUCAGCAUAGACUGUGGCCUGUCCGGGACGGCGAGCUACGUGGACGACACCACCAAGCUGUCGUACGUCCCGGACGCCGGCUUCAUCGACGGCGACGCCGGGUCCAACCGCAACAUCUCGGCCGAGUACAUGACGCCGAUGCUCUCGAAGCGCUACCUGAACGUGUGCUUGGUCGACACCGGCUCCGGGGCGCCGUUCAUCUCUUCGCUGGACCUUCGGCCGCUCAAGAGCACGCUCUACCCGCAGGCCAACGCGACGCAGGGCCUGGUCCUCGUCGCCAGGCUGAACUUCAGGUGGUCCACCGACGACACGGCGCUCGUCAGAGGGUGCACGAACAUCGACAACGCCAUGUUCGAGGCGCCGUCGAAGGUGAUGCAGACGGCGAUCACUCCGCGCAACGGGUCCAGCAUCCAUAUGUACUGGUCCUCCGAUCCGCAGCCCAAGGACCCGACGCCGGGGUACAUCGUCAUCAUGUACUUCUCGGAGCUGCAGCGCCUUCCCAGCAACGCCGUGCGCCAGUUCUACAUCAACCUCAACGGCAAGCCGUGGGCGGGGCGCGCCCGGUACAACAUCUCCAUCAACGCCACCGCCAACUCCACGCUGCCGCCGAUCAUCAACGCCAUCGAGGUGUUCUCCGUCAUCUCCACUACCAACGUUGGCACGGACUCCUCGGACGUAUCUGCCAUCACCGCGAUCAUGGCCAAGUAUCGCGUGCAAAAAAACUGGAUGGGUGACCCAUGUGUCCCGAAGACUUAUGUGUGGGACGGCUUGACUUGCAAAUACUAUGCCGUAUCAAGUCCUCCAAGAAUCACCGGCGUAAACCUAUCCUUCACUGGUCUGGAGGGUGACCUAUCAUCUUCUUUCGCAAAUCUGAAUGACGUCCAAUAUCUGGAUCUGUCACACAACAACUUGACCGGCUCAAUUCCUGAUGCCUUUUCACAGUUACCUUCACUAACAGUCCUAAAUUUGACAGGCAACCAGCUGAGUGGAUCAAUUCCCCUUGGAAUUCUCAAAAGAGUUCAAGAUGGCUCCCUAAUUCUUCGAUAUGACGACAAUCCAAACCUUUGCACCAACGCUGAAUCGUGUCAGCCGCCGGCAAAAGGGAAGAGCAGGCUGGUCGUCUACGUUGCCAUCCCUCUAGUCCUGGUCCUGGUGACAGCAUCAGUGGUAGCACUACUCUUUUGCUUCCUGAGACGGAAAAAGCAAGGAUCCACGACGGCAAACAUCGUAAAGCCUCAAAACGAGGCGCCGAUGAGCCAUGCACCAGCGGCACUGUCAUCUGGCGACGCGUACGCGCAGAGUUCGCUGCACCUUGAGAACCGCCGGUUCACGUACAAGGAGCUGGAGAUGAUCACAAACAACUUCCAGCGCGUGCUCGGCCGAGGAGGCUUUGGGAAAGUCUACGAUGGCUUCUUGGAGGAUGGCACUCAGGUGGCGGUCAAGCUGCGGUCUCAGUCUUCCAACCAGGGUGCAAAGGAGUUCCUCUUAGAGGCUCAGAUCUUAACACGGAUUCAUCAUAAGAAUCUCGUUUCCAUGAUCGGUUACUGCAAGGAUGGGCAGUACAUGGCACUUGUCUACGAGUACAUGUCAGAAGGCAGCCUGCAAGAGCAGAUUGCAGGAAAUGGUCGCAACGGAACAUGCAUAACCUGGUGGCAGAGGCUUCGAAUUGCAUUGGACUCAGCUCAAGGGUUGGAGUAUAUGCAUAAGGGCUGCAACCCACCUCUCAUUCAUAGGGAUGUGAAGGCGACUAACAUUCUAUUGAACGCGAAAUUGGAGGCCAAGAUUGCUGAUUUCGGUUUCUCCAAGGUUUUCAAUCUUGACAGUGAAGCUCAUAUAGCCACGAAUAGUCUCGUUGGUACCCUCGGAUAUGUGGAUCCAGAAUACCAAGCAACUAUGCAGCCGACAAACAAGAGCGAUGUUUAUAGCUUUGGCGUUGUUGUGCUAGAGCUGGUCACAGGGAGGCAGCCCAUCCUGUCUGAUCCAGAGCCUACUAGCAUCAUCCAAUGGGUACGGCGGCGCUUGGCACGCGGCAACAUUGAGGAUGUCGUGGACGCACGAAUGCACGGCGAGUACGACGUCAACAGCGUGUGGAAGGCCGCGGACAUCGCUCUCAAGUGCACCUUGCAGGUGUCGGCGCAACGGCCUACGAUGACCGACGUGGUGGCGCAGUUGCAGGAAUGCCUCGAGCUUGAGGAGAGGCGCCGCACCGGGGGUGGUGGCACAAGGGGCAACUUCUAUAGCGGCAGCAGCGGCGACCCCAACUUCGGCUACGACGCGUACGCGACUGAUAGACAGUCGACUGGUGUGACUGUGAGCCAGAUCGGCACUGCAUUCGAGGUGGAGCAUAAUUUUGGAAAGGUGCCAAGAAUGGGCAGAGGCCCCGUUGCACGAUAA
Messenger RNA from Miscanthus lutarioriparius, 2493 nucleotides. Lineage: Eukaryota; Viridiplantae; Streptophyta; Magnoliopsida; Poales; Poaceae. The record is from the annotation of a GenBank genome assembly.